Glycine soja is the source of this 1906-nucleotide messenger RNA. RefSeq lists its product as uncharacterized. The coding region runs from base 495 to 1607 and encodes 370 amino acids. Gene Ontology annotation, molecular function: protein binding. NCBI's taxonomy places the organism in Eukaryota, Viridiplantae, Streptophyta, Magnoliopsida, Fabales, Fabaceae. The transcript has 3 exons. The record is from RefSeq and is a predicted model, not a curated record.
UUAUUGUUUCUAUAGAGAGGUACUGUCAUUGAAUAUGUGAAUGCACUCCUCUAAUCAGCUAGUUGAUCCUGAUUAAAAAAGGAAGAAAUAAAAUCUUGUAAUUUUCACAGCCUCGUCCCCUAAAUGUUACUGAAGUCAGAAAAAUUUACAGCUUUUGAGGAUCAGGCUGAGACAAUGUUGAAAUGGAAUGCUCCCCGAAUUAUAUUUGGGAAGCUCCACGAGGGUGGCAAGUGCCAAAUGGCUUUAACAGAGAAAGCUUUGCAGGCCAAAGCCAGCAAUGAUUAGUUAAAUAGAAGCACAAGCACCCUGAAACAGUUAUAGUGAACAGUAGAAGAAUGCAGUAUAUAUAAUCCACGUGUGUGAUGGGAUAAAAACUAAUAUAUUAUGUGUGUGUAUCUAAUUCCUAAUUUUCUGGAGUAUUUCAGGCAAUAGGAAGCUCUGUAGCUUGUUCAGUUGCCAGCUCCCAUUAACUGAUGUUUUGAAGGAAACAAGAAAUGGGGAAGGCCAGAAAAUGGAUCAGAAACUUCCUUCUAGGGAAAAAAGAAGAUAAAAUCAAGAAGAUCGAGGAUAAGAGUCUGAUUGUGAGUCCCAAAGUGAAGUGCAGAUGGAGCUUUGGAAAACUAACAGGAGGAAGAAUAACAAGCAAGGUAGUAGGCCAUAAAUUUUCCAGAUCAUUUGACUCAGGUGACUCUGCCAAGCUGCAAAUACAACCCUUGUUGGAAACUAAGACUCCAAGGCAUCUUCCAAAACCACUAGCAAAGGCUUCUAAAGAUAAAAACAAAGCCGCUACAAAGAUUCAGGCCAGCUUUCGCUCGUAUUUGGCAAGGAGAGCAUUGCAUGCUUUAAGGGGAUUAGUCAAGUUACAGGCACUAGUGAGGGGUCACCUUGUAAGGAAACAAACAACUGCUACACUACGUGGAAUGCAUGCGUUGAUGGCCAUACAAGUUAGAGCCCGAAUUCACAGAAUUCAGAUGGCAGAGGAAGCAAACCUCCUCGGACAACAGCCUCUGCAACAUAGACAACUCCCAUACUUCACAGAUCUCAUUACAGAAGAAAAUAAAGAUUCAAACGAUAUGAGUGUGGAAGAAAUAGUGGAGGUUUUGAAAAGCAGGAGUGGCCCACUAGAUGGUUCAUAUGUUAAGGGAAGAGAGCGUGAUUCCAUGACAUACUAUUCGAAGCAUGUGCCGGUUGUUUCUAAACGACAAAACCAAUACAAGAAAACUCUAAUGGUAGAACCAAACAGCCUAGGAAACUACCGUGCCAUGUCUGAAUUUAACCCAGCGACAAUUGCCUUGUCAACUUCUCAGCGCCAUUAUGUGCCUCACCGUCAAUCACUGUCACCAAAUUACAUGAACAAGACAGAAUCUUCAAGGGCUAAAGCAAGGUCACAGAGUGAACCGAAACAACGACCAAGACGGGGAACGAGGCACAAAGGCAAGUCUGUGGAAUCCCCAUUGAAUGGUCCAAGGCAAAAUCUAUUCUCAAACUCGUUACGCUUCGAUCACAGAAGCCUGGACCAUUGGGUUAUCAAUCCUCAUGGGUCAAAAAACGACAGCAGGCGCAAUUCCUUUGGCAGCAGCUCGGUUACUACUGAAUCCUAUUAUUGAGUUCUCCUGAUCGGUUAUAGAACAAGCUAGUAAUUCAGUUUUGAACCUAAUGCUUAAGUCGUGUAAAUGCCUUGUAACCCUUCUGAGUUUGGGCAACGCAAUUUCAUCACCUAUCUACCUGUACUUGGCAGCAAAUGCGUGGUGCAUGGUGGGAUGCUAGAUCGAUAAUCAUUUAUGAAAGGAUAAAACUUGGUACAAAAUUGGAGUUUUACUUUGGUAACUUAUGCUCACCUUUAAUAAAAACAUUUAUUUAUUUUUAUGGACUACCCAGGUAAAACUCUAAUUCUUAUUAGAUAGCA